Messenger RNA from Alternaria burnsii, 174 nucleotides. RefSeq lists its product as uncharacterized. Lineage: Eukaryota; Fungi; Ascomycota; Dothideomycetes; Pleosporales; Pleosporaceae. The record is from RefSeq and is a predicted model, not a curated record. The coding region runs from base 1 to 174 and encodes 57 amino acids. The transcript is spliced from 2 exons.
AUGUGCUUUCCUGCAAGAAGCGCUGUAGAUCUAGCAGGCCAAGCCGAGUACCUAGAGUCCCAAAGGGUCAUUGCAGUUACCGUGCAAUCUCCUCUUUGCCUUGUUGUUAAAUGCGUGAUGCGUGAUGCGUUCCGGCGUCAACAAUGGAAGGACUGGCUUGCAGGGCUGCUGUGA